AUGAUGUCUGUGCUGGCUGUUGGCCGCCUGCUGCUGCUGCUCGCCUGCCUGGCUCUGCCUCUGUAUGGCGUGGAAAAGGUGAGAAAUAGAGGAUACCGAAAGGAUCCCGACGCAGACAAGUGCACUGGUGGAAAUGAUGCAGAAAAGCCCAACUGCACUAGUCACUCUGGAGAGAGGAGAUCUGCUCAUUUGAGCAACACGUUCGGCAGCUGCAUGCAGGGGCCAGGAGGCCCCACUGGCAGAGAAGGCAACCCUGGGGCCAAUGGCAUUCCGGGGACGCCGGGCAUCCCUGGCCGCGACGGCUCUAAAGGUGAGAAAGGCGAGUGCAUCAGCGAGAUCUUCGAGGAACCCUGGAAGCCCAACUACAAGCAGUGUGCCUGGAACUCUCUGAAUUAUGGAAUCGACCUGGGUAAAGUCGCUGACUGUACGUUCACCAAGAUGCGUUCAGACAGCGCCCUGAGAGUCCUCUUCAGUGGCUCCCUCAGACUCAAGUGUAAGAACGCGUGCUGCCAGAGGUGGUACUUCACCUUCAACGGAGCCGAGUGUACUGGACCCCUGCCCAUAGAGUCAAUCAUCUACUUAGACCAGGGAAGCCCAGAGCUUAACUCAACCAUCAACAUUCACAGAACGUCCUCAGUUGAAGGCCUGUGCGAGGGCGUGAAAGCCGGGCUGGUAGAUGUGGCCGUGUGGGUGGGGACCUGCUCUGACUACCCCAGAGGUGACGCAUCUACAGGCUGGAACUCAGUAUCCAGGGUCAUCAUUGAGGAACUGCCUAAAUAA
Molecule: messenger RNA, 780 nt
Organism: Limanda limanda (common dab)
Lineage: Eukaryota; Metazoa; Chordata; Actinopteri; Pleuronectiformes; Pleuronectidae
Product: collagen triple helix repeat-containing protein 1-like
Exons: 5
Coding region: 1-780 (259 amino acids)
Source: RefSeq, a predicted model, not a curated record